AUGACUUUAGAUUCAGUUGAAGCUUAUCACAUUCUCCGUAAUGGAAUUACUGGUGGUCUAUCAAAUGUUCAACAUCGUGUUAAUCUUAAAGGAAUCACGCACAUUAAUAAACUUUCAUAUAAUCCAGAAACUAAAACUGUAUCAAAUGAGGACACCACCAACAUUAUGACUCAUUUCGUUGGUGUUGACUUUAAUUCAUUAUAUCCUUCAUCAUUUUCAUCUAAUCCUCAUGAUUUCAUUCAAUAUACUGACCAUAAAAUGUAUAUGCCGGGAAGAUUGAAUGGUGUUAUCAUUUGUGAUACAGCAACAAAGAAAGCAAAAGCAUUGGGAAUAAUUAAGAAGAAAAAUACUUUAUUCGUGGCUGAAGUAAAGGGUCACAUUGAUGAAAAAUACAUUAAUGAUUACAUAAACUUUUUACCGAUAAUAAGAAACUUAGAUAUUAUCACAGAUGAAAAAACAAUUGGCAGUUUUAUGUAUAAUUACAUGAAAUCAAACAAUCUACCAGUUGACCAGAAACAGAGAAAAUUAACUCAGUUAGCAUCAACACACAACCAAUAUCAACCAUUUUCUUCUUAUUAUCUUUGGUAUCUAAUAGACAGAUUUCAUUUUAUCAUCGAUGAUAUUCAAUCAAUUUUAACAUUUACUAAAAACACUUGCUUUAAUGAAUUUGCGAACGAAUUUAUGAACGAAAGACAAAAGGCUGAAUUAGAAGGAAAUAAAGGAAAAAGUUUAUUUUGCAAGAUUUCACUUAAUGGAUCAUAUGGUUACGAUGCAAUGAAUACACAAAAUUACGCAAAGACUAAAAUAAUGAAUGCACAGAAGGCACGCGUUGCAUGUAUGUCAAAUAAGUUUAAAAACAUAAGAGAAAUAGGUGAAGAUACGUAUCAAAUGAUGCUCAAAGAUAGAUUUUAUAGAUGUGAUACAUGUUUACAAGAGGCAUUCUUCACUUUAGAUAAUGCUAAAUACUGGUAUUUGGUUUUCAUUUAUGAUUUUAUGUAUAAAUGCAUGAAUGUUAAUCGUUUUCAUUUCAUUGAAGGUGAUACUGAUUCAUCUUAUUGGGCAAUCGCUGGUGAUCCAAAUCUUCCUAACACUCAAGCAUUUCAAGCAAUUGUUACUGAUAAACAAUUUUAUGAUAAAAACAUUUUCAAAUUCGCACCAUUUGAUUUCUGCUGUUUUGAUGAGAAAUUUAAACCUAAAUUAAAGAAUAAAGCUGAAGAAAAAGCACAUGAGAAGAAGUUAUUGGGUUUAGCAAUUGAGAAACAAGGUGAUAACAUGGUUGCUUUAUGCCCCAAGUGUUAUACAUCAUUCAACGGUUCAAUUGAUGGGGGUGAUUUUAAAAAGAUUGCACAAAAAAUGAAAGGUGUUAGUUUACGACAAAAUAAACAAUUAACACCUAAAAAUUAUUUGGAUAUAAUAAAUGAUAAAGUGAUAUUUGAUGGUCAGAAUAUUAAUUUACAACUUAAAAACGGAUUAAUGACUCGCUUAACAAUUGGUAAGACUGCAUUAACAGGAGCACACACUAAGGCUGUAUGUUGUGAAAAUGGAUGUUGUAUGCCGUUUAUUUAA
Molecule: messenger RNA, 1566 nt
Organism: Trichomonas vaginalis G3
Lineage: Eukaryota; Parabasalia; Trichomonadida; Trichomonadidae
Product: DNA/RNA polymerases family
Exons: 1
Coding region: 1-1566 (521 amino acids)
Source: RefSeq, a predicted model, not a curated record